Chilo suppressalis (striped riceborer) is the source of this 5106-nucleotide messenger RNA. The record is from the annotation of a GenBank genome assembly. Lineage: Eukaryota; Metazoa; Arthropoda; Insecta; Lepidoptera; Crambidae.
CUUGUUUCAUAUAUGUCAAAGUUACGUCAAGUCGUGGUCAAAUCUGAAUUUGUUUCUAUUGCUGUGUGGCAUUUUUAUUGGUUAACUUUCGGUGUAGAACUAAAUCUUAAUUAAUUUAACCACAUCACCGGACCAUAAAUAAAAUUUUGUUGUGGUAUUUUAGGCAGCCAGUGUGAAAUUUCUGAAUUUGUAGCAUGAGUUCGCGUCACAGAGAUCGCAGCCGUUCGCGUUCUCGCGAUCGUGAUCGUGAGCGCGACCGCGGUCGUCAUAAGGAGCGAGACCGCGAGAAGACCAGGGAUCGCGACAGGGACCGUGACCGCGACCGCGACCGCGACAGAGACCGCGAGCGACAUCGUUCUAAGAGAGACAAGGAACGAGAUCGCAGCCGCAGCCGUGAUAGGCAUAAGGAGAAGCGUAGGAGCCGUAGUCGUUCGCGCAGCAGAAGUCGCGGCAGGAAAUCUAAAGACAGAGACGGAACCAUAGCCCUGCUAGACCAGAUGGUGGGCACUACAACCAAGGCAACGGCUCGUGCCGUCCCCAGCACGGCCUCCCUCAACCCUGCAACUCAGGCUGCUAUCCUCGCAGCUGCUGCUGUUGCUCAGACGUUCGUGGCGCAGCGCCGCAUGGCGGCGGCGGUGCAGCCGGCCGCAGCUGCAGCCGCAGCGCUGUCGGCCGCCACCGCCAUCCCGCCGCCCACCUCCGUGCAGCAGAAGCUGGAGCAGCUGCAGGCGCGCACCGAGUCCCGCUACCGGGACAAGCCGCACCAGCACCACCUCGACGACUACCACCCGGACGACGACAAGGAUGACGGCCAGGGUCCGCUGGGCGAGACUGCGGCGGAGCGUCGCGCUCGGCGGCGUCGCACGCGCUGGACGGGCUCGGAGCACGACAAGACCUUCAUCCCCGGCCUGCCCACCGUGCUGCCCUCCACACUCACCAAGGAGCAGGAGGACCAGUAUCUGCUUCAGCUGCAGAUCGAGGAGGUGAGCCGCAAGCUGCGCUCCGGGGACCUGGGCAUCCCCGCCAACAUCGAAGAGAGGUCUCCGUCGCCGGAGCCCAUCUACUCGACGGACGGGAAGCGGCUGAACACGCGCGAGUACCGCACCAGGCGCAAGCUGGAGGAGGAGAGGCACCGCCUCGUCACCAGGAUGCACCAGAUCAACCCCGACUUCAAGCCGCCGCCGGACUACAAGCCGCCCAUAAUCCGCGUGCACGACAAGGUGAUGAUCCCGCAGGAGGAGCACCCCGACAUCAACUUCGUGGGGCUGCUCAUCGGCCCGCGCGGGAAUACGCUCAAAGCCAUGGAGAAGGAGACCGGCGCCAAGAUAAUAAUCCGCGGCAAGGGGUCCGUGAAGGAGGGUAAAGUGGGCCGUAAGGACGGCCAGCCGCUGCCCGGCGAGGACGAGCCCCUGCACGCCUACAUCACCGCCACCAACGCGGACUGCGUCAACAAGGCCGUCGAGAAGAUCAAGGAGGUGAUCCGUCAAGGCGUGGAAGUGCCCGAGGGCCAGAACGACCUGCGCCGCAUGCAGCUGCGGGAGCUGGCGCAGCUCAACGGGACCCUGCGCGAGCACGACGCGCAACGCUGCGCCAACUGCACCGCCACCGACCAUAAGACAUGGCUGUGUCCGGACAAACCGAACGUGACGAACAGUAUAGUUUGCUCGUCGUGCGGCGGCGCCGGACACAUCGCGCGGGACUGUCGCGCGCGACGACCCGGACACCCGCCCCCGCCCGCCGCUGAUAAGGCCAAGAUCGACGAGGAGUACAUGUCCCUAAUGGCGGAGCUGGGCGAGGCGACGCCGUCGGGCCCGGGUGGGGGCGGGGGCGGGGGCGGGGGCCCCAACGGGAUGGGGGGUGGCGCGGGCCCCGGGCCCCGGCGCUACCAGCCCUCCCUGUUUGCGCCCCAGCAUGUCGCGCGACCCAUCAUGCCGCCGCCGCCGGGCAGCAUGAUGCCGCUGCCGCCGGGCGGAUUUCCGCCGCAGAUGCCGCCCGCACCCGCGUCCGGCCCCGGCCCCGGCCCCGGACCCGGCCCCGGCCCCGGCCCGGCCACGUCUGCGCCGGCGCCUGCGCCUUGGCUCGCGGGCGUGGCAGGCAGCCAGCCGCCUCCUCCGGGCAGCGGGCCGCCGCCGCCGCAGCACGGGCCGCACGGGCCGCAGCUGGGGCCGCACGGGCCGCACCCGGGGCCGCACGGGCCGCACCCGGGGCCGCACCCGCCGCACCUGCCGCACCCGCAUCACCCGCACCACCCGCACCAGCACCAACACCAGCACCAGCACCCGCCGCCGCACCACAUGCCGCCCCACCACAUGCCGCCGCACCAGGGCGACAACAAGAUGGGUCCGCCUGGUGUCCCGGGAGUGCCGCCGCCGCCUCCGGGCGCAGCCCCUGGCCCGGGCGGGUGGCGCGGGUUCCCGUGGGGCGCGCCGCCCUUCCUGGCGCCGCCGCCCCCGCCCCCGCCGGCACCCGCGCCCGCGCCCGCGCCCGUCUCCUCCUCAUAGGGGGGGGGGGGGGGAGGGAGGGUCAAACUAAUACCAGGAAGAAACGCCAUUGAGUGUUAAAUUUAUUUAACACAGUGUUAAAUUUAUUUAACACUCAAUGGCGCCAUUUUAAACCGAUGGUAGUGUGCUGUGUUUGAUUCGAAGAGUUAGCUGCGCAUGGGUACGACAGGAGAGACAAUCGGCGCGAAGCUCUGUUUCCCGCCAAGACAUCUUAAUUUUUACUUCAGCGCAGGAACGGGCAGAACUAAAGUUUUGGGCCGCGACUUAUAACAUGUGUUGUAUAUACACCCCCGCCUCUCUAGCACGACCACCGAAACGGGAUAUGAUAAAGCGAUAUAUCGGCAUUAACUAUCACACUACUGUUUGUUUCUUAGAUUUUCGACACAUUACUCAUUAAAGAAAACUAGUUUUAACGGGUUAAUGCACGAAAGGACCAUGCAAAUCUUGCCUUUGUCUUUGGGCCCAAAAAAAUAUGUUGUGCAGAUUUGGGACAUAGACUACGAUGUAUAUAUAAUAAAACCUUUAACUUUUGUUAUGGCGUCGACAAAUUGGCCCCAACAAAAAAAAAGUUAUAAUAUGCUGAAGUAUUAAUUCUGCUGUAAUGAAAUAUAUUAUUUUACGUCUAAAACCCCUUUUUGAAUCUAAGCUGAAACCAUACGUCGCCUCGACGGGCGACUCGUCAGACAUCAGGCAAAACCCAUUUUAGUAUUGUCAUUGCUGUUCUCUUUCUCUUUUAUCUAUUUUUUAUCAUUGGAUGUUUCAUUCGUACACGACGACCGCUCUGACCCUUUUUUACCUGGCGUGUGCCGUUGCCUGAUGUCUGACGAGUCGCCCGUCGAGGCAACGUAUGGUGUUAGCUUAGAUUCAAAAAGGGGUUUUAGACGUAAAAUAAUAUAUUUCAUUACAGCAGAAUUAAUACUUCAGCUUCAGCAUAUUAUAACUUUUUUUUGUUGGGGCCAAUUUUGUCGACGCCAUAACAAAAGUUAAAGGUGUUUAUUAGAUCUACAUCGUAGUCUAUGUCCCAAAUCUGCACAACAUAUUUUAUUUUUUGGGCCCAUUCACUUGCAUUGUCCUUUCUUUAUUUAAUGACGUAUCGCAGCCUUUUCAGGUCUGCAUCGUCAGAAUAAUGAUUUUUUAUUUGUCAGACUACUGUCAAACUCCACAGUAGUCUGACAGUUAAGGCCGAUAUAUCGCUUUAUCAUAUCCCGUUUCGGUGGUCAUGCUGGAGGGGCUGAACUUACCUGACUAAGUAAAUGAAACAUACGUAAAUGAUAUGAUACUGUCCGUCACUCGACAAAUAGAAAUGUUUCAAGUCUACUUUCUAUAGUCAUUAUGAAUUCGUAAUGAGCAAAGUGCAUCACCAAUCUUCUCGAAACCAUGUAUCGCUACGUAAAUGUAUUUAUGGCUGGUUUUAAAUUAAAUUUAUAGCACAGUGUGACCUAAACCCGCACUUUACGCACGCUUUUCCGUGACCUAAGUUGCCUAUUUCUGCACGGUGUGUAAAUGAAUUGACCAACUUCACUCAUGUAGAAUUAGUACAUUACGAUACGCGUAACUUAACUUUACUAUGCCAAUCGAGGAAUAAACGUUCAUGGAUACAUUGAAAUUCUAUUUUGUUGUAAUGAUAUUUGAUUUUUUCCUUUUGAAAUAUCUAUUCUUAUAUCUAUCUAUUACUUUCAAAAUGGUAAUCUGAACCGGAAUUCUUUCUUUUCAGAGUUUGACUUGCAGUCUGUAUUGCAAUUCUUUGUGAUUGCAAUACAUGAAUUUUACUUUCAAAACACUAAUCGCAUCGUUCAAAACACGACCCCCCCCCCCCCCCUCUUGCCCGCGUCCGGGGCGGGUUUAUGUCACACUUGCUAUAAAGAGUAUACGAUACUUGUGGCCUAAGUUGUCUAUUACUGCACGGCGUGAAGUUAGCGCCCGAGCGGAGCGAGGCAGGUCAAGCAGGCAGGCAACUUAGGUCACGCGUAUCGUAAUGUACUAUUAUAUCAUCACCUUGUAUUUAUUGAGUAUUUUCAUUUGCAUGAAGUUCAAAAAACGAAGAAUAGGCUUGGAUUACUUACUCACAUAUUUUGUCUCUGAUCAUCGAAUGACAAAUGGCACUUGAGUGAUUUCAACAAAACACGGCGUAAAUAGUCGAAGCUUAUUCCUCGUUUAUUAUAUAUAUUAUAUUAAUGGUAAAUGAGUUUUAUAAUUUAAACCGUAAUACCAAUUAUUCUAAUAAAUUGAGCAAAAUUAAUUUGACACUUCUGAGAGUGAUGAUUUGUUUAUUUGAAUGUAUAUUAACUCGUAAUUUAAUCGACUGUGUAGUACAAUGUGUACUAAUCUUAUUUUUAUUAUUUGAAUGAAACCUAAAAUAACUCACUUUUAACGCAAAUGAAGUCAAUCUGCCAUUAUCAGUCAUGAUGUUGACUUCAAUAGCUGCAGUAGACAGAUUCUACGCAUGUUUCAUAUUAAAGUUCUAAACAUUAUAUAAAAUAAUUGAUAGAUUUAUCAAGUCAGUCUCAUUGAAGGUGCACAGUACGGUUCCACCAUGUUGUAGUAUAGUGAGCUACCCUCUGUAUUCGAAUCGAUUAUGAAUUUUGUAUAUUUACCAAUACCCAGC